Osmerus eperlanus (European smelt) is the source of this 2195-nucleotide messenger RNA. It is a transcript of the gene pth2ra, whose product is annotated as parathyroid hormone 2 receptor a. Gene Ontology annotation, molecular function: G protein-coupled peptide receptor activity; parathyroid hormone receptor activity; peptide hormone binding. The record is from RefSeq and is a predicted model, not a curated record. Gene Ontology annotation, biological process: adenylate cyclase-modulating G protein-coupled receptor signaling pathway; cell surface receptor signaling pathway. NCBI's taxonomy places the organism in Eukaryota, Metazoa, Chordata, Actinopteri, Osmeriformes, Osmeridae. The transcript is spliced from 13 exons. Gene Ontology annotation, cellular component: plasma membrane. The coding region runs from base 420 to 2060 and encodes 546 amino acids.
UAACGCUGUCUGAACAGCUUGCUUCUCUCACUCAGUGACUGCUCGGUUCCAGUCAUUAUUGAACUGGAAUACAUAUGGAUAACUGUAAUGGAUUGCUAACAUUUUACAAAAUGCUUAUGAUAAUUAUAAGCAAGAUCCACGUUUGAAGUAGAAGAACUCUAGUGAUGGCACUCUGAUCAGUCGACUGCUCGACUUCUUGCUCGAUUUGCGCUCGAUAGACUAUUUUAUACAUCUUUUAUUUUAGUUGAACUUUUUCAAAUGUCUUAUGCUAUUAAUCAAGUGUAAUUCUUCCUUAUGGUAGGAACCUGGCAAUAAUGGUAUUGCUAAAUGCAGCCUUAUUAUAAAUUAAGAUUGAAGAAGAUUUUCUUUUUAAUGUCUUCAAUAUUGAACAACAUUUGCCUGUGAUUACGUUUGAAAUAAUGGGCAACUUUCUGAUGUGGAACUUGCAAAUAUUGCUCCUGUGCUGGACUUUGGUUGAAGCCCAGGUGGGGCCAGAUGGAGCGCUGACAGCCCAGGAACAGAUGUAUAUCCUUUAUGACAUCAAGCUCCAGUGCCACCAGAACCUCUCCACCCAUGACCCUGCAGAUGACCUGUGCCCCCCAGGAUGGGACGGCCUGAUCUGCUGGCCUCAGGGCUUUUCUGGAGCUGUCAGCAAGGUCCCCUGUCCUAUCUAUGUCUACGACUUCAACCACAAAGGACACGCCUACAGGAAGUGUGAUGUGAAUGGGUCCUGGGUAUUUGUGGAGAGCUGGAACAGGACAUGGGCCAACUACUCUGAGUGUCUGCAAUUCCUGCAGCCAAACAGCAAGGAAGAGAAACAGGAGUUCUUUGAGCGUCUGUAUGUGAUGUACACUGUGGGCUAUGCUGUGUCCUUCAGCUCUCUACUUGUGGCCAUCUUCAUCAUUGGAUACUUCAGACGUCUUCACUGUACAAGGAAUUACAUCCACAUGCACCUGUUUGUGUCCUUUAUGCUACGAGCGGUGAGCAUCUUUGUCAAAGACAGGGUGGUCCAUAAGAGUGCUGGCCUACAAGAGUUUGACGCUGCACUUAUGGAUAACCUCAAAUCAGUCUCCAUGGCACCACUGGACAACUCUCAGUAUAUUGGGUGUAAGGUCACAGUGUUUUUGUUUAUCUACUUCCUGGCGACCAACUACUACUGGAUCCUGGUGGAGGGCCUCUACCUCCACAGCCUAAUCUUCAUGGCCUUUCUCUCGGACACCAAGUACCUGUGGGGCUUCACCCUCAUUGGCUGGGGUGUUCCUGCUCUGUUUGUAGCCGCAUGGGCGGUUGUCCGGGCAACGCUGGCAGAUGCACGGUGUUGGGAGUUAAGUGCUGGGAACAUUAAGUGGAUUUACCAGGUCCCCAUUUUGACAGCCAUCGGGUUGAACUUUAUCCUGUUUGUAAACAUUGUGCGAGUGCUGGCUACAAAGAUCAGGGAAACCAACGCAGGCAGAUAUGACACAAGGAAACAAUACAGGAAGCUUGCCAAGUCCACGCUGGUGCUGGUGCUGGUGUUUGGGGUCCACUACAUCGUGUUUGUGGGGAUGCCCCACACUUUUGAGGGCCUGAGCUGGGAAGUCAGAAUGUACUUUGAGCUAUUCUUCAACUCCUUCCAGGGUUUCUUUGUGUCCAUCAUCUACUGCUACUGCAAUGGAGAGGUCCAGACAGAGAUCAAGAAGACCUGGACGCGCUGGAACCUGGCGUUUGACUGGAAGGGUCCUGUGGUCUGUGGCAGCUACCGCUACGGCUCCGUCCUCACCGGCCUCAACAACAACAGCACCAGCAGCCAAUCCCAGCUGGCCGGUGGCGGCCCGCCCACCCGUUCCUCCACCCUCUUCUCCAGCCGGGUGUACCGCAGCAGUGGGCCCCCGACGCUGAGCACUCACGCCUCCCUGCCUGGCUACGUUCUCAGCAACUCGGACCCGGACAGCCUCCACCCCUCCAUCCCGGAGGAGCCGGAAGACUGCGAGGCCAAGCAGGUGGACGACAUCUCCCUGAAGGAGUCCCUCCCCGUCCUCAACAGCAGCACCACAGCAGACGACGAUGAGGAGACGCUUUAGAUACAUACACACACACACACACACACAUAGAAAAGGGAUACACAAGUACACAUUCCCGUGUUUACACACACAAAUACACACAAACAAACACACAUCCACAGGCACACAUUACAUUCCAUGCCUAUGUAUUUAUUU